AUGGGUGAGUAUGAGGGUAACUUGGGUGGAGGUGAAAAGGACUACGAGUACAGUACACCAAAUAUGAGUCGUGAACCAAGUAUUGCACAACCCACAAGGCAUCAUGGCAACCACGAUCGGCGGGGUUGUAGUUACAAGACGUUCAUGAACUACAAGCCACCCAUUUUUAACGGAGAAAUUGAUCCCAUUUUGUCAUCAACAUGGAUCAUGGAGAUUGAGGGAACGUUCGAUACUAGUAAGUGUGCGGAUGAGGACAAGUCUGCUGUUGAUGCUGUAGAAGGUCGCGAACGUGAGAAGAAUCGUCAAGGUGAAGACAGGGCUUUGGGGAAAAGAAAAUGGGAUGGUACAAAUAAUGAUUCGAAGAAGGGCAAGACUUUAGGGCAAGAACGUAAGAGAAAGGCACCAGCAAGUGAAGGGCCAGAUUCUAAGACUGAAUCGGAUGUUCGAAUUGAAGAAAAUCAACCAGUUCGUAAUGAGGAGGAAGAGACUGUUUGUAAUGAGGACCCGACUAUGAACCAAGAGCCUUUAGUUCACAUUGAAAAGGAGACUAUGAACCCAUUGGUAAACCAAACUGUUAGUAACUCUGUUCCUUCUCCUCCUCCUUCACCAAACACAACCUCAACCCCUAUUACAAUUGUUCCAUGUCCCCCUCCUAUUACCUCAUCUCGACCUACAACUAUUCCUAUCUCCACACCAAUCUUAACUGAUUCAACCAUAACACCCCUCUCUUCAACGAACCCUGAAGUCACGGUCAACAUAUCUGAUACAGGGCUACAACUUCAGUAUUCUCUACCUAUAUUUCUUCACCCAUCUCUCCCAUUCCUUAAAGUGAUUCAUGAGAAACUUGACCAACUGCUACUUGUCUCCAAGGCUUCCUCCUAUGACGCCUAUUCAAAAGCAACAUUUAAGUCAUUGUUUGAGCGCAAAAUGAAAGAACAUGAUGUGAAUGCUGCAAAGAUGAAUGUUGCAGUUUCAGAGUUUGUUGAUGUUUGCAAGUCAACGACCGAAAAAUUCGAUAAACUAAUUGUUGAAACAACCACCUUCAUGGAGAAUUACAGAACAACCUACAACAAUAACAUUACAUCCGCGAAUAAGGCCCUUUAG
This is a messenger RNA of Lactuca saligna, 1104 nucleotides long. NCBI's taxonomy places the organism in Eukaryota, Viridiplantae, Streptophyta, Magnoliopsida, Asterales, Asteraceae. The record is from the annotation of a GenBank genome assembly.